UGGCUUCUUUUAUUCUUUCUUUCUUACUUUUGAUUCUGGGCAUGCAAGCAAUUAGAGCAAUGGGUUGCAUUGAGAGGGAGAGGAACACACUUCUCAGCUUUAAAGCCGACCUAACUGAUCCAUACAACUUCUUGUCAUCGUGGGAAGGGCACGAUUGUUGUAAAUGGACGGGAGUCGUCUGCAGCAAUACAACGAGCCAUGUUGUGAAGCUCAAACUCGGAAAUUUAGCAUUGAGCGGUGAGAUCAACCCAUCUUUGUCUCUUUUAAGUGAUCUGAAGCACUUAGAUCUUAGUAUGAAUAACUUUAACGGCAUAAGCAUUCCUACGCAAAUAGGUUCUUUGCAUAAGUUGAAAUAUCUUAACCUCUCUAAUGCUUGUUUUAGUGGAACUGUGCCUGCUCAACUUGGGAAUCUCUCAAAUCUCCGCUAUCUUGAUCUUAGUGUUGAGCUUUCUCUUUCUUGCAUGAUGAGUGUAGGCAAUAAUAUGUGGUGGCUCAGCCAGCUUUCUUCUUUGAAGUAUCUUGAUAUGAGUUAUGUGUACUUAGGUGAUGUUCCAAAUUGGCUCGAUACUAUAAACAUGCUUCCUUCCUUGGAAGUGCUUCACUUGCCAUUCACUCUUCUCAACGGAAUUCCUUCGUCGCUAUCGAACGUCAACAUUACAGCUCUAAAAGACUCAUUCCUGAUGAACUUAGCUCUUUGA
This is a messenger RNA of Ananas comosus (pineapple), 698 nucleotides long. RefSeq names its product leucine-rich repeat receptor-like protein CLAVATA2. Gene Ontology annotation, molecular function: protein binding. Lineage: Eukaryota; Viridiplantae; Streptophyta; Magnoliopsida; Poales; Bromeliaceae. The coding region runs from base 42 to 698 and encodes 218 amino acids. The record is from RefSeq and is a predicted model, not a curated record. The transcript has 2 exons.